CCUCUGGUGUGAGGGAGAGAAGCGUCCAUCUCGUUCGCCGUGGUGAAGGCGUGGAGAGGACUCGCUCGUAACAGCUGUGCUCUUCUGGCUGAAUUACAAGGCGGCGUACGACAACUGGAACGAGCAGCGUCUGGCACUCAACAAGGACAUCCACAUGGCCACUAAAGAGGUGGUGGACAAGCUGCCGGGCAUUCAGCAGACCUCCGCCCAGGCCUUCAGCACCCUCUUCCUGCAGCUGACCGUCAACGACCUGGGCAUCUGCCUCCCCAUCACCAACACCUCCCAGAGAGGACAAGUAGCAGCUACGGAGGGCAUCCACUCUGAAGCUGGGGCCAGCUCAUCAGUAGGCGGCCAUAAAAAUGCACGAAAAGCCAACCACAGCAUAGACUUUGACACGGGCUCAGCCAUGGUGCUGACCAUCGAGAGCACGCUGAUCACCGCCUGCUCGUCAGAGUCCCUGGUGAGCAAAGGCCACUUCAAGAACUUCUGCAUCCGCUUCGCCGAGGGCUUCGAGACCUCCUGGGACGACUGGAAGCCUGAAAUCAGAGGGGACAUGGUCAUGAAUGCUUGUGUAGUCCCUGAUGGUACUUAUGAAGUUUGUUCCAGGACUACAGGGCAACCUUCUGCAGAGAGCAGUAGUGCCGGCACCUGGACUCUGAAUGUGCUUUGGAAGAUGUGCGGUAUCGACGUCCACAUGGAUCCCAACAUCGGCAAGCGGCUCAACGCGCUGGGUAACACUUUGACGUCUCUGACGGGCGAGGAGGACGUCGACGACAUUGCCGACCUGAACUCCGUCAACAUGGCGGACCUUUCGGACGAGGAUGAAGCCGACUCCAUGUCACCCACCGUCCACAUGAGUCCAGGGAGCCAGUUCAGCCCUCGGCUCACCUUAAGGAAGCGUCUGGUAAACCACAUCCUGGGCCUCAGCCCCAGGCCUCACAGUGUGUCUCUCGCCGCUGACGACUCAAACUGUUCAUCGCCUCGCCUCCGAGCAGGCAGUGCCAGGGCCCAAAGACCCGUCUCCUGGGCCUGUGAGACCAUUGACCCCAGAAGGCAGAUGGCCAUGGGGAACCAGGUGAUCGACGCCCGCGGGAGAAAGUUCACCAAGAGGGUUGUGGACAUCAGAGAGUUGAACGAACAGGCCAAGGUCAUCGACGACCUCAAGAAAUUGGGGGCCAGCGAAGGCACCAUCGACCAGGAGAUCCAGCGCUACCAGCAGCUAGAGUUGGUGGCCGUCAACGACAUCCGGAGAGAUGUCCGAAAGAAACUGCGCCGCUCCAGCAUGAGGGCGGCCUCUCUGAAGGAUAAGUGGGGUCUUGGCUACAAACCAAGCUACAACCGCUCCAAAAGCAUCUCUGCAGCAGCGGGUCGCCCCCCUCUGAAAAGGAUGGAAAGACAGAGUUCCAGAAUAGGAGAUCUGGAUGAUCUACCAGAUAUGCGCGUGGAUGCCUCCUCUCCUGGACCCCGGGUCACCUUCAACAUCCAGGACACGAUAAAUAAUCAGGCCUUCGAAGCUGCAAACUCACCCAUCAGUCCUGGAGAGAUAUUCAAGUUUCCUGAGGAGACAGAGGUGGACCUGUUGUCGGUCACCGUCGACGAGCCAUCCCACCCUCAUCAUCACCUCCAUCCUCUCCAUUCUCCAUCCGUUAUGGAGGGCAAUCACUCAGUUUUCAGUGCCCCUGGCACCCCCGCUGUCUUCUCACCAGUACUUCUAUUCCAGCACGACGACAUGAGGCGCGACGACCUGUCCUCAUCCUCCUCCGAAGACUCAGAGAAGGAGGACGAGUUUGAGCGUGAAAAACCACAGAGCUUCCGCAGGCCUUUCCAAGCUUCUCACAGGAAGGCCUCGGGUUUCUCUGCUGUGAGUCAGCUGUUCAGCGAGCGCUGGCCGAGCACCGCCGCCAACCGCAGCUUCAGCGGCCCGACAACCGAGAGAAACAUUGACUUUGAGCUGGAUAUCCGCGUGGAGAUCGAAAGUGGGAAGUGUGUCCUUCACCCCACCACUCAGCAGCCAGAGCACGAGGACAUUGCCCUCAGGAGGAGCUGUGAUCACAGCCUCAGGAGUCUGGACCAGGAGUCUCCCCCUAAGAAGAAGAAGCUGCAGCCCACCUACACCUCCACCACCCACCUGCUAGCCGGGAAAAAGUGUCCCUCCACCCUGCAGACCAAAUCCAACGACAUGGAGACCACAGUCUUCUACAUUCCAGGAGUAGACGUUAAGGUCAGCUUCUCCCUUCACCUCAAAGUGUUCCACAAGUUUCUACUAUUUUAA
This is a messenger RNA of Notothenia coriiceps (black rockcod), 2272 nucleotides long. RefSeq lists its product as uncharacterized. The coding region runs from base 155 to 2272 and encodes 705 amino acids. The transcript is spliced from 15 exons. Lineage: Eukaryota; Metazoa; Chordata; Actinopteri; Perciformes; Nototheniidae. Gene Ontology annotation, biological process: synaptic vesicle endocytosis. The record is from RefSeq and is a predicted model, not a curated record.